AUGACUCUCUCACAUGAUCUUGUUGCUUGCAUCGGCGAAUUUGUCGGCACCUUCCUCUUCCUCUUCUUGGCUGAGGGCGGAGCCAAGACGGCAUCGAUGACUGCCAAUGCAGUCUCGGCAGCGUCGAGCAGCCCCAUCGCAUUGGUGGAUUCCCAGACGUUGGUAUACGUCAGUCUGAGCUUUGGCCUCAGCUUGACUGUCGUCGCAUGGAUGUUCUUCCGUGUCUCCGGCUCGCUUUUCAACCCUGCUAUCUCCCUGGCUCUUCUCUUGGCCGGUGCUUUGCCUUGGAGGCGCUGCAUUUUACUCGUCAUCGCACAAUUCGCAGGCGGCAUUGCGGCCAACGGUAUGGUUGAGGCACUCACACCCACCUUCGGCCACAGUAAUAUCACAACGCUUGCACCGGGCGUAUCUGUUACGCAGGGCAUCUUCUUGGAGGCCAUCCUCACUGCCGCUCUAGUGUUCAGCGUACUGAUGCUUGCUGCGGAGAAACACCGCGCCACGUACCUCGCUCCAGUCGGCAUCGGACUAACGCUUUUCGUGUGUCAUCUGUUCGGCGCGCUGUGGACAGGCGCAGCGAUGAAUCCGGCACGCGCACUGGGCCCCUCGGUGAUUCAGCGCUCGUUUCCGAAUUAUCACUACGUAUACUACGUCGGCCCUUUUCUAGGCUCUCUCUUUGCUCUCGCAUUCUAUAUCAUCCUUAAGGUAAGCAACAGUUCCUUCAGAAGGAAAGCUUCUUGCGCUAAUGCUUUAUUUUCUACGCGCCUGACAGGCUUGCGAUUAUUCCAAGGCGGUGAUGGGACAAGAUGCGGAUUCUCAAGACGGACCUGGCGCAGUUUCCAUCCCGGCCGCCAUGUACGGCCGCGCGCGCUCGGUCUCUACUGCAAGGCGUACACGCAAAGCUGGCGGAAAGCCAACGGUGAUCCAGCUAGGGUCUGGCGAGACAGCUGUGCAGAUUCCUGCGUCGGCAUUGGAGCAAGCUCUCGCAGCGGCGGGGGGAGACGCAGGAGCGAAAGAGGUUGA
Messenger RNA from Tilletiaria anomala UBC 951, 1020 nucleotides. Its product is annotated as aquaporin-like protein. Gene Ontology annotation, cellular component: plasma membrane. Lineage: Eukaryota; Fungi; Basidiomycota; Exobasidiomycetes; Georgefischeriales; Tilletiariaceae. The record is from RefSeq and is a predicted model, not a curated record. Bases 1 to 1020 code for a protein of 339 amino acids. The transcript is spliced from 3 exons. Gene Ontology annotation, biological process: transmembrane transport. Gene Ontology annotation, molecular function: water channel activity.